AUGUCCCGUGUUGAUGAAGCACGCUUGUAUAAUUGGAACGCGGGCCUAGAGAAGCGAGCUGCUGCGGUUCGCUCUGCUAGAUCGAAGCUUGAAGACAAAAAAGCUGCCUGUAUUCAACUGGAGGCUUCUUUAGUUGAACUUGCCAACGAAAAUGAUGCUAGUGAACGCCUCUUGGUUCAAAAAGAGCACUAUAUUGCGUCUCGCAAAGCUGCACUUGAGCAAGUCAAUACGGAGCGCAGCGCUCAACGAAGCUCGUUGGAUGGAGUGAGAAAGAAAAUGGUUAUCGAUGUGGAGCGAAUGGAAAACGCCUUGGACAAUGACUGGCGUGCACUUGAGGAUGAUGAAAAAGCAGCAGAGUUGGGCCAUCAUCAACGAAUGAACCGGAUUCAGCAGCAGUUGGAUAACCUUGGAAAUCAAGAAAGCGACCUUGUUGAAAAACUUCGACAACUUCAGAAUUCCGAGUUAGGGGUAGCUAACCUUUUACGCCAGCUGAAGCAAAAGGAGGAUCAUUUGAGGUCAUUGUCAGAGGCAACAUUGCAGCAAAUGAGAAGCGAGUUACAAGAACGUGAGGCACUUUUGAACCAGUAG
This is a messenger RNA of Trypanosoma rangeli, 588 nucleotides long. RefSeq lists its product as uncharacterized. The transcript has a single exon. Bases 1 to 588 code for a protein of 195 amino acids. NCBI's taxonomy places the organism in Eukaryota, Euglenozoa, Kinetoplastea, Trypanosomatida, Trypanosomatidae. The record is from RefSeq and is a predicted model, not a curated record.